This is a messenger RNA of Anoplophora glabripennis (Asian longhorned beetle), 2051 nucleotides long. Its product is annotated as XK-related protein 7-like. Bases 251 to 1990 code for a protein of 579 amino acids. The transcript is spliced from 3 exons. The record is from RefSeq and is a predicted model, not a curated record. Lineage: Eukaryota; Metazoa; Arthropoda; Insecta; Coleoptera; Cerambycidae. Gene Ontology annotation, biological process: phosphatidylserine exposure on apoptotic cell surface; apoptotic process involved in development; engulfment of apoptotic cell. Gene Ontology annotation, cellular component: plasma membrane.
UGCGCCAGAAUUACAAUUCUUUUAAAUAUUUUGUCAACAAAGUUAAUUUGAAGGUAGUUUUAAAAGAAAAUCAUUAUCUUUCAUGGCACAGCAACAAUUUUCAUUAAUUACCAUGCAAAGUUAUUUAUAUGAAAACUUUAAAUGGAUGAUGCUGAGUAAACGGUUGUUUUAAAGAUGAAUGGAGGUUAGGAAUGCGGGCAAUAGCCCAGAUAAAUACUGGAGGGCAAAAUGAGAUGAUGCUCUUGAAGAAAUGGCAGAAUUCUUGCCAUUAUGUGAUUUACUAUUUAAUGUAGUCUCCCUCGCAGCUUACUUUUGUGAUCUGGUCUUCGAUAUCCUAGUAGUGUAUGCCCUUUAUGAAAGGGGCUCAAAAAUUUUAUUUGUCCAGUGUUUGGGUGCCAUUGUAAUAACGACUUUGGUAUCUCAGAUAUUGUCACUUCACUGGUAUUUAAAAAAGAAACCAAACGGAUGGCAACGUGUGCUUGUGGUGGGGCUUCAUGUCGUCCAACUUGGAGUGCUCUGGCGUUAUGCACGUCUUCUUGUACCUGUCCAGUUAUCUAGUGUUAAGCGUGAAGUUAGGGAUCUGUGUAUAUUACGAUUAGUACAUGGCUUUUUACAAGCCGCACCUAUGCUGCUGCUUCAGUUAAGUCUGUUACCAGGUAAGCCACAGGGCCCUCCCUCCGAUCUAGUGACCGUUUCCGCAGCUCUUUCGUUAUUCUCGGUGUGUUGGGCACUAGCCUCGUUUAGCAAACAUGUACAAAGUGUGGAUAGACUUGUUUUAACCUGGCUGGGAGUUGUCUCCCAGUUGUUGUGGCGGGCUGGGACGGUGACGGCCAGAGCUUUGGCUCUAUCGGCUUACGCGGCUAGUUACCACUCGUGGGUGUUUUUAGUAUUGGCACUGCACUGGACCUGUAUGUUUUUAUGGCUGCUCUCCCCCCGAAGUCCUUUCCACGGGCAAAGAGGCAGUAAAUUGGGGGUGUGUGCCUUAAUUGCAGCGAUAUACAUACUGGCCUAUAUUAAUUUACAAGAGAGACCUCAUGGAAGAACUAUGAUAAUAUUUUACAUCGUAAUGUUACUAGAAAACUGUCUUUUAGUAGGCGCAUGGGUUGCUGCUGUGUGGCCGGUUAGACCAAAUCACUGGGAGUUAGUUCCUAUUUUAACUGUUACGCUAUUCUCUGCCGGCAUAAUAUUUAUGCUUUUGUACUAUAAAUUCUUCCACGUGAAACGCUUAUUGAAAAAGCCUGCCGCGCCGCCUGGUGUGUUCAACUGCCGAUUCAGCACCCCCUCUGCGGCAGCCCUGUAUAGAAAGAAGAAAAAGCCGACCAGUUUUGUGCCACCUCCUGGUUUAGGGCCAGUUGCCAUGCCGUUCUGGCGACGUCCUUUGCCUUCAUCUAGUGAAAACGAAGGGAGUAGUGUUGGGUCACGGGUCAACAUUCAUCAAAAACUGCAAGAAAAGAAACAGAAACAGUUGGCCGAACUGAAAAUAAUCGAAGAAGAAAUCAAGCAGGGGAAACUCGUAGGGCCGGAAAGUGCGGAUUUCGAUGACCGGCAGCCUAUUCCCAGGGCCAAGCGUCACGUGGAACCUCAGUUACUAAGUCUUGCCUCUUUAAACAAUUUAGCUAGUUAUGGAGUCAACUUAAACAGAAGACCUCCUCCUAGAGCUCCGAGGAGUCGUACUCCAGAGUUGUUACUAACCCCAAGGUAUUUAUAUUGUGAUUGUAUAGUUCUCGAACCAGAAACUGUAGAAAUUCCAGUGCCACACGGAUCGUCCGAUAUCGAAAGCCAAGUCUCACUACCUCGCUCCUAUACUCUCCCGAGAGAAUUUAAAUAUUAUAGGAGGCAGAGGGCUGGCAGGCCCACUCAAGCUGUCGCUUCAACUAACAGUAGUGACGGUGACGUGGACAGCGCGGACGAUGAAUCUGACUGUAAUCCUCCUCCUCCCGCCAUAGUUAGGCAACUGAGGAGGCCCUUUAGACACGAAACUAAAUUGUGAUCUAAGAUUUCCGUCCAAAUCACGUGUUAGUUUUUAUAGAAACUAGUUUAUAGACUUUUGA